Messenger RNA from Solanum lycopersicum (tomato), 1002 nucleotides. NCBI's taxonomy places the organism in Eukaryota, Viridiplantae, Streptophyta, Magnoliopsida, Solanales, Solanaceae. The record is from RefSeq and is a predicted model, not a curated record.
AUGCCGAUGAGAGAAAUUGAGUGUCGAUACGGUGGAAGACACUGUCUUCCAUUUAAAUUGCAUUUUAAGCUGACGAGUCAAAAAAGGGGGGAGAUUUUUCAGAAAAAAAAGGGGAGCCGCAGCCCCCCUCUUCUCUCUUCCUCCCAACAGCCUCCUCCUUCCCUCUUCCCCUCCCUUCUUCCCGCUUCCCCUCCCCUCUCCCUUCGCCCCUUCCUCUCCCUUUCCUUUCUCCUUCCUCUCCCCUUCCUCUUCCUCCCAGCCACCCCCUCUCCUCUCUGUUCUUCUCUUCUUCUCCGGCGGAGGAGCAGCAGCGCGAGAACGCCGCCUCUACUCCCUUUUCUGGUGGACAACAGCUGCGAGGAGAGCAAUAUCAGCCGGACAGCGAGCCUCCAUCACUGGCAGCAGCUCCAGCUGGCGACAAUAAGCCGCCAAGAAUCAGCAACUCCGGCGAGCAACAGCAGCAGCGAUGCCGGCGAGAACCAGCAACAACAGCUUCCAGCAACUCCGGACAGCAGCCACCCGGCAGCAGGCUCCGGCGAACAACAACAACAGCUCCGGCGAUGUAGUGACUCACCGACAUAUUCCGCCGAUAACAUAAUCAAUCCCAAAACAAUCAGCGUGGCUCCAAUUCCGGUUUCUGUCAUGAGGAGAUUGUGGCCAGUUGCAUGGAAGUCUUGAAAUCAUUCCUGAAGUGGGUAUGUCCUCAAGUCCGAGGAUGAUGCCUUGUUAUUAAUCGAUCUAUGUUUCAUUGUUGUAGUCUAAAGACGAUCAUUUCAUUCUACUUGUUCCAAGAUAUUGUUGUAAGCCAUAUGUGGCAUUUAUACAUUGUGUAAGGUCUUAUUCCCAUGUUGAUUCGAUUCCAUUUAGAUGGUUUAAUCUGAGACAUCCUUUUUAAUAUUAUGUUAUGUAUCUAAUAUAAAUGUGUGCCAUUAAAGUAGAAGACUAUGUAAUUUUCUUAUACGAAGGGUCUCUGUAUACUCGAUAUGAAUAUAUUAUUUGUAA